This is a messenger RNA of Heteronotia binoei (common prickly gecko), 665 nucleotides long. Its product is annotated as olfactory receptor 6B9-like. Bases 72 to 665 code for a protein of 197 amino acids. NCBI's taxonomy places the organism in Eukaryota, Metazoa, Chordata, Lepidosauria, Squamata, Gekkonidae. The transcript has a single exon. Gene Ontology annotation, biological process: G protein-coupled receptor signaling pathway. Gene Ontology annotation, molecular function: olfactory receptor activity. The record is from RefSeq and is a predicted model, not a curated record. Gene Ontology annotation, cellular component: membrane.
UUCACAGGCUGCAUGGCCCAGCUCUUAUUCUUUUGGUUCUGGCAUGCACAGAGUGUGCCCUCCUAACAGUUAUGGCCUAUGACCGCUAUGUUGCCAUCUGUAGCCCUUUGCGUUAUCCUGUCAUAAUAAGCCAAGAUUUUUGUAUCCUUUUAGAAGCCAGUUCAUGGCUGAGUGGUUUUAUCAUAGCCACAGGAAAGACCUUCUUCAUCUCAUGCUUGAGCUACUGUGGACCCAACAUCAUCAACCACUUCUUCUGUGAUGUCUCCCCAAUUCUCAAUCUAGCCUGCAGUGAUUUGUCAUUCAUUGAACUCAUUGACUUCCUGCUGGCCUUGCUCAUUCUCAUUGGACCACUCGCUGUAACAAUAACUUCUUAUAGCUGUAUUAUCUCUACUGUCUUGCACAUUCCUUCAGCCAAAGGGAAGGGAAAGGCCUUUUCCACCUGUGCCUCACAUCUUUUGGUAGUCACCGUUUUCUUUGCUGCCACCAUUUUCAUCUAUGCCCGACCAAGGGCUCUCACCUCUGUUAAUGCCCACAAAGUUGUGUCUGUUGUCUAUACAGUUCUAACACCACUUCUUAACCCAGUUAUUUAUUGUAUGAGGAAUCAAGAAUUCAAGGAUGCCCUCAGAAAAACCAUUAAUGGAUCUUCUUUAAGACAAAUAGGCUAA